Cygnus olor (mute swan) is the source of this 911-nucleotide messenger RNA. RefSeq names its product apelin (gene APLN). Gene Ontology annotation, molecular function: hormone activity; apelin receptor binding. The coding region runs from base 43 to 273 and encodes 76 amino acids. NCBI's taxonomy places the organism in Eukaryota, Metazoa, Chordata, Aves, Anseriformes, Anatidae. The record is from RefSeq and is a predicted model, not a curated record. The transcript has 3 exons. Gene Ontology annotation, biological process: signal transduction.
CCCGAGCCCGGCGGAGCCGCGCAGCCCCGCGCCCGGCGGAGCAUGGCGGAGCGGCGCUGGCUGCUGGCGCUGCUGCUGCUGCUGCUGCUCUGCCUCGCCCUGGCCGCCGCCGCGGGGCCGGUGCCGGAUGGGACGGGUCCGGAGCAGGGCCGCAUCCGAACCCUGGUGCGGCCGCGGGGUGCGCGGCGCGGGGCCGGGCAGCGGGCGGGCGGGUGGCGGAGGCUCCGCCGGCCCCGGCCCCGGCUGUCCCACAAGGGCCCCAUGCCCUUCUGACCCAGGGUCGCCACCAGCCCUCCAGGGACGCGUGCCCCGCUGCCGGCCCUGCUCCCUAGCCCGGUCUGCUCGGCCCUGAGCCCCGUGCGUGGGGGUCCCACCCGUGAGCCCCGGGCUGGCGUCACCUCCACCGCCGUGGCUGGCCCCCGGGCCAUGUCCCGUGGGUGCCGCCGGGUCCCCUCGCCGCCUCCCGGGCAGCUCACGGCAGAGCUGGGGCGCUGCCCCCGUGCCCCGUUCCCGGCUCGCCGGGUCUGCGGGCUUUGCGCAAAGCACUUUGUCGGGCGGAGGAGCUCCCUGCGGCCCCGCAGGAGCCCUGCCCCGUCCCCGUCGCCCACCUGCCCCGGCAGCGUGGCUGGGGAGGGUCUAUUUAUUCUCGUGGUGCUAACCCCGCGUGAGCUGCCCUCCCCUCCCUGGCGGCAGAGCCACCUCUGCGGGACCCCCGGGGCGUGGGGUGCCCACCCGUGGGGUGCCUGUGGGGGGGUCUCUGUGUGAAGCACUAACGUAUGCCAAAGGAGGGCCUUAGUCGUGGUGCCGGGCCCUGUCGGUCACCGUGUCUCUCGUGUCUGUAAAGAUUUGUUCUGUGUAAAUACAUCUUUAUAAUAAAGAGCUAUGAUGACAAUAAACACUUGUUUUUGGCG